Gallus gallus (chicken) is the source of this 1682-nucleotide messenger RNA. RefSeq names its product HAUS augmin like complex subunit 1 (gene HAUS1). The transcript is spliced from 9 exons. Gene Ontology annotation, biological process: spindle assembly; centrosome cycle. Gene Ontology annotation, cellular component: cytosol; HAUS complex. Lineage: Eukaryota; Metazoa; Chordata; Aves; Galliformes; Phasianidae. Bases 570 to 1454 code for a protein of 294 amino acids. The record is from RefSeq and is a predicted model, not a curated record.
GCUCCAAGAUGGCGGCAGCUUGCCGCCCUCCCCCGCCCGCGGCGCGAAGGAGGCGCACUCACCAGGCCGGCCUGCCGCGGCAGGGAGCGGGCGAGGACGGCGGCCACGCGGGCGGACAGCAUGGCGGCGGCGGGCAGUGUGAGGCAGGCGGGAAGCAGCGGCCGGCCCACGGUGCGCUCUCUCUACAAAAUGGCGGCGCCGCGCUCCGCCCCGUUAGGAGGUGGGGAGAGGAACCGCUCCCUGAGCGCUCCGCCCUGCGGCCCCGCCAAUGGACGCAGUGCUUCGUUCUCUUCGAAGAAGCUUCCUUCCUGCGGGGGGAGGUGCCCUUGAAAUGGACCUGGGAGGGCGGGGAGCGCGGGGACUGUGGGUUGGAGGCGGUUGAGGCCAAGGAGGGCUGUUGUAGGCGGAGUGAGGGCGGCAGGUCGAGGGAGGAGAUCCUCCCCCUCCCUUUGUAGGCCACGUUUAGAGUGCUGUGCCCGGUUCUGAUUCCGUAGUUCAGGAAUGACAGGGAGCUGUUGGAGGGAGUCCAGCUGAGGGACAGAAAGCUCUCUGGUGGCCUGGUGCAUCUCAUGUUUGAGAAUGAUGAGGUACCUGCGACACUUCAGCCUGGAGAAGGCGGAGAGAUUACUUCGUGGCUAAAGAAAACGUUUGAAAAUCAGCUGGUGCCACAGUUUGACGUGAACACAAAGACCACUGAUCUCUUGUAUGAGCUUGUAGAGUACAGUGAAGAAAGGGAGAGAGAUGUUUCUUUUCUUAUAGAGGACAUGAAGAAAAGGGCAGCAGAAUAUGAUGCAGGAGCUGAAUAUCUGCAGAGCCUUCUCACAGAAAGCCUUGGUCUUUCACCAUCCAGUCUGUCUGAAGAAGGCACUGCCCACCUUAACACUCUGGUAGACAGUGCAAUGAUACUGGAAACAAAGGACACUUAUCUUACCAGCUUCUUCUGUGCCAUCAGUGAUAGGACUUUGGAACUGCAUGCAGCAGAAUCAAAAAACAAAGAAAUGGAACAGAGAUUGGUCAACCUAAAGAAAAAACUGACUGCUACACUGGUGCUGGAAAAGCAGUUAGAGAAGGAUCUUGAAAAAACAAAGACGCAUCUUGAGAUAGAAGUAGCCAAAUCAGAGAACCGACUUCAGAACCUUCAGUUCCUGGAAGACAAAUCUGAGGAUCUCAAAAUUAGGAUUAAGACUGCUGAGGAGCAGCUUGCUGCCAGCGGGUUAGACCAGUCAUUGCUGCAUGAGUCAUUAGUGAGCAUGUCUGAGAAACUGGCUGAAAUGCAGGAAGAAAUGGUGCAUGUGAAGAAGAAACUUGAGUACUAUCUUGAUCUACCUCCUAAUCUUUCCCUUGCACGAGUGAAGGUUGAAGAAGCAAAACGAGAACUGAAUGCCUUGGAGGAAGAGUUCUCAAAGCAGAUUGAAAUGCUGACUCAUGAUGUGCAGGAAACCAAAAAACUCUAGUUCUCCUGAAGUGGCCUGAACAGAAGAUUUCCUUCUUGUCUAUUUAUUUGUACUAAUAAAACAUUUUGGACUUAGUAUAUUCUGCAGCUUUCUGUCUUACUCUUAUCAUGGUUGGAUGGCACGCUUGUGACCUUUCAGCAAGCAUGCUCUUCUUUUCAGUGGUUCGUGUAGCAGUGCAUUUGUAAAUGUCACCUACUUUUCCAAUAAAAUUCUUUCUUUCUUCCCAAA